UCUCGGCACACAGUCUACACAGAAAACUACUGUCAGCGCACUCAAAGGCAAAAACAGAGGAUACCAUGGCAAAGAAGGUGGCAGUGAUUGGAGCUGGGGUCAGCGGCCUGAUCUCUCUAAAGUGCUGUGUGGAUGAGGGACUGGAACCCACUUGCUUUGAGAAGACUGAAGAUAUUGGAGGACUGUGGAGGUUCAAAGAAAAUGUUGAAGAUGGCCGAGCAAGUAUCUAUCAAUCUGUCAUCAGCAACACCAGCAAAGAAAUGUCCUGUUUCAGUGACUUUCCAAUGCCUGAAGAUUUUCCAAACUUCCUGCACAAUUCUAAACUCCUGGAAUAUUUCAGAAUCUUUGCCAAGAAGUUUGAUCUACUAAAGUAUAUUCAGUUCCAGACAACCGUCCUCAGUGUGAAAAAACACCCAGAUUUUGCAUCCUCUGGCCAGUGGGUGGUUGUUACGGAGAACAAUGGCAAGGAGCAAAGCGCUGUCUUUGACGGAGUCAUGGUCUGCAACGGCCAUCACAUCCUUCCUCAUCUCCCACUGGAGUCAUUUCCAGGUAUCCAGAAGUUCAAAGGCCAGUAUUUCCAUAGCCGCCAAUACAAGCACCCAGAGGGAUUUGAAAAGAAACGCAUUUUGGUGAUUGGAAUAGGAAACUCAGCCUCAGAUAUUGCAGCUGAGUUGUGUAAGAAAGCUGCUCAGGUCUUUAUCAGCACCAGACAUGGUUCCUGGGUCAUGAGUCGUAUCUCUAAAGAUGGCUAUGCCUGGGACUUGGUGUACCACACCCGGUUUAAAACCAUGCUCCGAAAUGCCGUGCCACGAAGAGUUGUAAAAUGGAUGAUGGAAAAAGGGAUGAAUCAAUGGUUCAACCAUGAAAAUUAUGGCCUUGUCCCUCAAAACAAAUACCUUGUUAAAGAGCCUGUCAUAAAUGAUGAUCUUCCAAGUCGUAUACUCUAUGGAGCCAUCAAGGUGAAAUCAAGAGUGAAAGAGCUCACAGAAACAUCUGCCAUCUUUGAAGAUGGAACAGUGGAAGAGAACAUUGACAUCAUUGUCUUUGCAACAGGAUAUACUGUCUCUUUUCCCUUCCUUGAAGAUCUUGUUAAAGUAGAGAAUAAUAUGGUCUCGCUGUACAAAUUCAUGUUCCCUCCUCAACUGGAGAAGUCAACUCUUGCAUGCAUUGGUCUCAUCCAGCCCCUAGGUUCCAUUUUCCCAACUGUUGAACUUCAAGCUCGUUGGGUAACCAGAGUUUUCAAAGGCUUAUGUACCUUGCCCUCAGAGAGAACUAUGAUGGAAGACAUUAUCAAGAGGAAUAAAAAAAGAAUUGACAUGUUUGGAGAGAGCAAUAGCCAGAUACUACAGACCAAUUACAUCGAAUACUUGGACGAGCUCGCUGUAGAGAUAGGUGUGAAGCCAAACAUCCUUUCUCUCUUGCUAAAAGAUCCUAAACUGGCUGUGAAACUCUAUUUUGGGCCAUGCAACUCCUAUCAGUAUCGCCUGGUUGGGCCUGGGCAGUGGAAUGGAGCCAGGAAUGCCAUCUUCACCCAGAAACGAAGGAUACUGAAGCCUUUAAAGACACGGGCUAUCAAAACCUCAUCAACUUUCCCAGUUUCCUUCCUAUUGAAAAUCCUGGGGCUUCUUGCUGUGGUGGUGGCCUUUUUUUCCCAACUUCAGUGA
This is a messenger RNA of Budorcas taxicolor (takin), 1664 nucleotides long. It is a transcript of the gene FMO2, whose product is annotated as flavin containing dimethylaniline monoxygenase 2. The record is from RefSeq and is a predicted model, not a curated record. NCBI's taxonomy places the organism in Eukaryota, Metazoa, Chordata, Mammalia, Artiodactyla, Bovidae. The coding region runs from base 66 to 1664 and encodes 532 amino acids. The transcript is spliced from 9 exons. Gene Ontology annotation, molecular function: NADP binding; N,N-dimethylaniline monooxygenase activity; flavin adenine dinucleotide binding.